Messenger RNA from Hordeum vulgare subsp. vulgare (domesticated barley), 706 nucleotides. Its product is annotated as ubiquitin-conjugating enzyme E2 28-like. Lineage: Eukaryota; Viridiplantae; Streptophyta; Magnoliopsida; Poales; Poaceae. Gene Ontology annotation, cellular component: nucleus. Gene Ontology annotation, biological process: protein polyubiquitination. Bases 156 to 605 code for a protein of 149 amino acids. The transcript has 3 exons. Gene Ontology annotation, molecular function: ubiquitin conjugating enzyme activity. The record is from RefSeq and is a predicted model, not a curated record.
CGGCUGAUCAUUGGUAGACCGUGCCAUCGAGAACAAAAGAAGAAGUAGCGUAAGAUCACCUUGAGGUUAGGGUACAAGUUCCUUCCAUCUCACCCAAGAACAACAGGUUAAGAAAUCAGCCUCUUUCCCGGAUUUUUUGCUGAUUCCUAGGGGAAAUGGCCUUGAGGAGGAUCGUCAAGGAGCUCAAGGACCUGCAGAGGGACCCCCCGACCUCCUGUAGCGCAGGGCCGGUGUCGUCGAACGACAUGUUCCACUGGCAGGCGACGAUCAUGGGGCCGAGCGACAGCCCCUACUCGGGCGGCGUGUUCCUGGUGACCAUCCACUUCCCGCCGGACUACCCGUUCAAGCCACCCAAGGUGGCCUUCAAGACCAAGGUUUUCCACCCCAACAUCAACAGCAACGGCAACAUCUGCCUCGACAUCCUCAAGGACCAGUGGAGCCCCGCCCUCACCAUCUCCAAGGUUCUGCUGUCGAUAUGCUCGCUGCUGACGGACCCGAACCCGGACGACCCGCUGGUGCCGGAGAUCGCGCACAUGUGCAAGGCCGACCGGACCAGGUACGAGUCCACGGCCAGGGGCUGGACGCACAAGUACGCCAUGGGGUAGAUAUAACUAAAUAAGAGCUGCAGCUCGAUCGAGCUCAAAGAUGUGGAAAGUGCUUAUGAUGUGCGGACGAAUAAUAAUCUAUGAAACUUUGCUUCGAAUCA